Epinephelus fuscoguttatus (brown-marbled grouper) is the source of this 3123-nucleotide messenger RNA. RefSeq lists its product as uncharacterized. The transcript is spliced from 8 exons. The record is from RefSeq and is a predicted model, not a curated record. Lineage: Eukaryota; Metazoa; Chordata; Actinopteri; Perciformes; Serranidae. Gene Ontology annotation, cellular component: plasma membrane. The coding region runs from base 306 to 1721 and encodes 471 amino acids. Gene Ontology annotation, molecular function: transmembrane signaling receptor activity.
AGCAACUGGAAACCACUGAUCUAAAUUUAAGACUUGUGAUUAUUUAGAUUAAUUGGUUUUAUUGAAGCCCUUUGAUCACUGGUAAUACUGACUGACAACAAGAUGGACCGAUCAGUAUGUAUACAGGCUGCUGGGACUGAUAGGGUUAAUGCUGUGACACACAAAAACUAGAAAAAUGACAGAGGAAGAAACACAGGUGAACAGACGCUGCGCAGUCGUGCUGCCACUAUCAACCUACAGAUGAAAAGAGGAAGUUACAUAAUCUGCUAGAGUUUUAAGUCUCACUGAGGAUUUCAACAUCCAAGAUGAACACAACAUGGAGCUUUCUUCUGCUCUUCCUCUCAGCAGUUACAGGUACGGAGACUGAAUCUGAAGAAAAGGAAUGCCUAAAAAAAUACACCUGUGAAUAUCCUGAAGAAAAACAACUAAGUACUGAUGUUACAAUCAAACGAAGUACCCAGAACAGUGUGCAGGACCAGUACCAUCAUUCACAUAAUGAAAAUCUCAAGCUGGCCAUCAAACGUGAACAUGAGGACUCUUGGGCGUACUGGUGUAAAUCUGUCAAAGGACGCCAUGACACUGAUGUACACGAACUGGUAGUUGAGAUAGACAGCUGCCAGGUACAAUUUAUUCACACUGCGUACAUAGCAGCAAAAACCACCAUCUCAUGUGAUUACAAAGGAAACAAAUACAACCACAGAGACAAGUUUUUCUGCAAACAGAAUGGUUCAGUCUGUGAGGAUAUUUUAUCUCUGAAGUCAGAUGGGACAUUCACUCUCAGAGAAACCAACAGUGGCUUUAACAUGUCCAUCAGUGAUGUGUCCAAACAUCAUGCUGGUGUCUACUGGUGUGGAGUGAAAUCAUAUGACAGAGCAGCACUCAGAAAAAUACAACUGAAGGUAAAAGAUAUUGUUAGCUUCACUAGGUCUCCUACUAUUGGUCAGAAUUUUACAUACUUUUGUAGAUAUCAAAAAGAAUUUUCAAAGAAAUUCAUCUGUAAGGGAGAAGAUCCAUCUAUAUGUGAACCUUUGAGCAUGUCAGACCGCAACAAGAACCCUGGGAAGUUUUCCAUGAAGGAUGACAAAAAUAAGGGAAACAUCACCAUUACAGUGAUAAACAUAACCAAAGAAGACACUGGGACAUACUGGUGUGGGGCAGUAAGCACUGAUCCAAGAAGCAGCAACCCAUUCUUCCACAGAUUUGUGAUGACCGUGGUUCCACCAUCACCGACAUCUCCUGUUUCUUCAACCCAGUCGACUACUGUAUCUGCUGGGAGUCAAGAUGAUCUUGCAGAUAGCCAUCAGCUCAUCAUUAUUGUGGUCGUCUGCGUGUCUGUGCUGCUGCUGCUGCUCAUUUUGAUCCUUGUCUACAAACGACAUUUCAAAAACAAGAGAAAUGCAGCACAGCACAUCAAAGAGGAUUAUAUCUACGAGGAGAUACAGGAGCGCCCUCAGAAGCCCGACUCAGGCCAUGCAAUGAAUUCGAUUUAUGUCACUGCCAACUUUCCCACAAACCCCUCUGCCUCGCUGCAUUACUCUACCGUUAGCUUUAAAAACUGCUCUGGAGAAGCUGGUGGUGAGGGAUUGAUCACCAGACCCUGCUAUUCUGCCUGUGAAUAUUCUACUGUGAAGGACAGCCAAAGUCCAACCAACUCUACUGUCAACCAGCCAUCUUCAGAGGAUCCUCUCUACUCAACAGUCUACAAGCCACAGAAGCAAUGAGGAAUUUAUUUACAAAAUGUAUGGCCAAGAUGUCAAAUCAUUCAUUUUUUAUAUGUUGUUCUUUACGGUGACAUCCAGCACAGACUUUAGGAAGUACAAGAAGACAUUUAGAUAUUGUAAAAAGUGGUUCCCAACUGGUGGGUCGCAGUCCAAAAGUGGGUCGCGGGCCCAUUCUGAAUUGAUGGAAGUGACUUACAAACGUGUCAAGUUUAGAAAAACAAAAACUUUAUUUUUUAGUACAACACAUUUCCAGCACAGGGCUUUUAUUUUGAAGUGCCAUUUUCUGCCAUAGAGUGAGUGACUAACAGACAGCUACUUGACAGAGACAGCAAACUAGCUCAACAACAAGGCCAAAUGACACUUAAUAUAUUAAACUGCAGGUUUAAUGACAAAGGAGAUAUCUGGACCCCAUGGCUGGAGCAGUUGGGAAGCACUGUUAAAAAAUCAUCGCCAAGAUAAUGUGGCAGGUCUUUGGCAUUGAUUGGUAAUGACUCGAUGAGUCCUUUGUGUUUGUUGCUUCUGAAACUCGGCUUGUGUCCGAGCUACUAGUACUGAUAGGAUAUGAUCAAUUAUUUUUUAUUCAUAUUGUAUACUUUAUUCUUAUCAAUUAUUCAUUCAUAUUAUUUUUUUUUCAUUAUUGUAAAUUUAUCACAGAUGCUGUAUAUAGGUAUUGUAUAUAUCAGACAAUAAGUGACAAGAAAUUGCAGAAGUGAAAUGCUUUAGAUGUUUAUUGUUUCAACUGAUGCAGUUACAGUUUGUCCAUGGUUGUCAGGAUGGCAACAUUGGUCUGUCAUUGGUCAGCUCAUCAAUUUAGUUUAGAGUGAAAUAUUGACAAUCAAUAUUACAAAAAUAAUUGGAUGGAUUGUCAUGACAUUUCGUACAGACAUUCAUGUUCCUUACACGAUGAAUCCUAAUGACUUUUGCAGUCUCCUGACUCUUCCUCUAGCGCCACCAUGAGGUUCACAUCUGUGUUUUUCAGAAAAACGUCUUUACAAAUAUUGAAUGGAUUUCCAUGUAAAUUAUUUCAGACAUUUCUGCCAGUCUCAGGAUAAUUUGUAAUAACUUUGGUGAUCAACUGACUUUCAUCCAGUGUCAUCAUCAGGAUUUAUCUGUCCAAUCAUUUGUGACCAAAUAUCUGCACCGCUAGUUUAGUUUAUAACAUAUAUUUGUCAGGGACUGUAUACAACAACUUUAAUUUAACAUGAGAUAAGAUGCGAUGUACUACGUUUAGCUACUAGUUUUAAGUGAACAUAAAACUAAAUUUCUUAAAGUCCAACAUGUUUUGUUUCCUAAGUAUGUCACAGUGAUACUGUUGAAUAUUUCACUGAUGACAUUCCCAUCAGUGUUGUAGAUAAAACGCAAAUGUUUUAAUAAAAUAACAAGAGAAUCUUGAUCAUUUACA